This is a messenger RNA of Folsomia candida, 1118 nucleotides long. RefSeq names its product astakine. The transcript has 2 exons. The coding region runs from base 192 to 602 and encodes 136 amino acids. NCBI's taxonomy places the organism in Eukaryota, Metazoa, Arthropoda, Collembola, Entomobryomorpha, Isotomidae. The record is from RefSeq and is a predicted model, not a curated record.
GGUUAAGAUUAUAUCGUCAUCAGCUUAAUCCUGUGACGUGAGAUCCUGGUUAGGGAUCCAUUUAAACCUGAAUGAAUGAAUCACGUAUUUAAUCACCACCUCAUCCUCAGUAACAACACAAGAUUAGCAGCAUCUAGACCACAAAAGUUGCCGGAAUAUAAUAUUAUUACUAUUUGUGUACCGUUUUCGCUAUGAAUAACGCGUUAUUUCGAUCCGUCGUCAUAAUAAUAGCUGCGACACUAUUAUGUCGUUCCACCCUGGCGAAAAUCACGGUACUUCCAGACGAAGAAAUCGACCAUGUCGACGAUUCAGCUCCCCCAUUUUAUCAAGAGUGCAAAAAGACUUCUGACUGUCCAGCGUCUUACUGCUGUGUUUUGGGAAUGAUGCGUUACCAGAUGCCGUUCUGUUUGCCCAUUGGCCGAUUGGGAGAUCCGUGUCACCCGUACGCGGAGAACAAUUACAGGAGGAAUUUCACCCUGAACUUCCCCAAUUUAGAAGACGGCGUCCACAUCGAGGAAUCCUGGCUGUUGAUGUGUCCCUGCGCCAAAGGCUUCUCCUGCUCGAAGGAGGAUGCGACUUGUAGGAAAAAUAAAACUGAUUGAUUAAGAAGUUACAAAGUAUUUUUAUAAUAAUAACCUUUGAGGUUAGACGAUGCUACAUUAAAAGUAAUAUUUAUGCGGUGCUUAAACGGUGUGAUGCAAGUUGAGCAUGCAAUUCUUGUCACUUUAUGUAUCAAGUUUGGGUCGUAAAGUUGGAUUUUUUAGCCUUGCUUAGGCCUUGUUUAAUAUGUAAAUGUAUUCAUUUCUCGUUCCUUGAUAUUAUGAAUUAUGAUUUCAUUCAUGCAUAUUUCCAACUUGAACAACGGAAAUUUAAUUUUUUGGAAAUUUUGAGAAAUUAAUUCUUAGCCAAAAAAUCGUCCAAAUUUGGUCCAGAUAUCACUGGAAAUAAGUCCUAAAAUAUUUUUUAAAACUAGCAUUUGGCCACUCGAAUUAGGAAGCCAGAUUGACCAAUUGCAAAAUAAUUGAUAUUAACGAUAUCAUUUUUAUGAAUAUGUAUUAAUAUGAAUUACGACACACAUUUUCAUGUAAAACCAAAAUAAAUCGACAUAUUCAAUUAAA